Molecule: messenger RNA, 1442 nt
Organism: Nicotiana tabacum (common tobacco)
Lineage: Eukaryota; Viridiplantae; Streptophyta; Magnoliopsida; Solanales; Solanaceae
Product: transcription factor bHLH14-like
Biological process (GO): regulation of DNA-templated transcription
Cellular component (GO): nucleus
Molecular function (GO): transcription cis-regulatory region binding; DNA-binding transcription factor activity; protein dimerization activity
Source: RefSeq, a predicted model, not a curated record
UACAGUGUGACCUUCAUUUUCAGUAUUAAUAUAAUAUUGCUUCCCCUCAUUUUUCAUCUCUCGGUUUUAAACCUUAGUAAGAUAUUGAAUAAUGGAAGACAUUACUUCAACUAAUACCCUUCAAAAGCACCUUCAAUAUAUCAUUCACAGUAGUCAAGAAUGGUGGGUUUAUGCCAUCUUUUGGCAAGCAUCAAAAGACGCUAAUGGCCGUCUCAUUUUCUCGUGGGGAGAUGGCCAUUUCCGUGGUACCAAAGACUUGUCUAAUUUGGCCAAAGUUGGUACCACUAAGGUAGACAAUAACAUUAGCGAUACCGAGUUGUUCUACAUGGUAUCAGUGCCUAAAUACUUCGUGGCCGAUAAUGAGCUCAUUGUCCGUGCUUAUAACCCCACGUCCUAUAUAUGGCUGAACAAUUAUCACGAACUGCAACUAUACAACUACGACAGAGCUAAAGAAGCUCACUUGCAUGGAAUUCGGACUCUGGUUUGUAUUCCUACUCCUAGUGGUGUUGUCGAAUUGGGGUCCUCUGAAAUUAUCCAAGAAAAUUGGGAUCUAGUCCGACUAAGUAGGUCUCUAUUUGGAUUAAGCAACAAGAAUAUUAAUACUUCAUCACCAAUUAAUCAUCAAGAUCUUUCCAGCUUUAAUUUCGUUUCGUUGGGAGAAAAUCAGAAAGUGGAAAAUGAUUCACCACAAGCAACGGACGCCAAAUUAAGGCAAGAAACAGUAAUUGGCAAUAUAUCAUUAGGAAAUUCAGACAGCUUUGAGAAUGAGUCAUCGACGAUCAACAAUAUUAUUAAUCGACCUAUAAAACGAGAACGAAAAGCCGGUUCUAGUCGCACAACAGGAACAGAAAUGGCCAAGAAUCACGUUGAGGCAGAGAGACAGAGAAGGGAAAAGCUGAAUAAUCGAUUCUAUGCACUAAGGAGCGUGGUUCCUAACGUGUCUAAAAUGGAUAGAGCUUCUUUACUGGCUGAUGCAGUUACUUAUAUUAAUGAACUCAAGGCCAAAGUUGAAGAAUUAGAGUCGAACAAAAUCCUGCCUCAGAAACCUAAGGGACAAUGUGCUACUAAUUCUGUUCAAAGCGUACCUUCCACUGUAGUUAAUCGUGCAAAUAAUUCAUUUGAAAUGGAAGUGGAAGUCAAGAUUAUAGGAUUAGAAGCGAUGGUUCGGGUCCGAUCUCCUGAUAUGAACUACCCGUGUGCGAGGUUGAUGAAUGUGCUGCGGGAGUUGGAGUUACAGGUUAACCAUGCAAGCGUUUCCAGUGUCAAGAACCUAAUGCUUCAAGAUGUUGUGCUUAGGGUUCCUAAUGAAGUGGCUAAUGAGGAAGUUCUCAAAUCUGUUAUUCUCAAAAGAUUAAGUGUUGCUAAUUAGAAUUGAUACAUUAAUGUACUUAUAAAUAUGUCAUAUCAUCAAGUUUCUUUAAGGUUGAGGACCUCGUGUUCCU